CUGGACUGUGACCAUGCUCUUCUGCGUGUCAGAAUCAGCAACAUAGCAACAGCUGUUGGAAAAGAAGCUAAACUCUACCUGUUCCCAGCUCAGGAAUGGCUGAAGCUGCAGGAAAGCAGUCAUGGUUAUAGUUGUAGCGAAAAAUUAUCCAAAGCUCUGUUGACAAUGACUGUGAAUCAGACUGAACAUAAUCUGACAGUGUCCCAGAUUCCGCAUCCACAAACAUGGCACGUGUUUUAUGCAGACAAGUAUACGUGCAAAGAUGACUUUGAGAAUUCUCAGGUGGAAGAUAUCCAAUUUGAAAUGAUGUUACUAAAUCCAGAUGCUGAAGGGAAUCCAUUUGAUCAUUUCAGUGCUGGAGAAUCUGGGUUACAUGAGUUCUUUUUCCUCCUGGUCCUAGUGUAUUUUGUGAUUGCUUGCAUUUACGCUCAGUCCUUGUGGCAGGCGAUUAAGAAAGGAGGACCCAUGCACAUGAUUUUAAAGGUUCUGACAACUGCAUUGCUGUCACAGGCCGGCUCAGCAUUAGCUAAUUACAUGCAUUUCUCCAGUUACUCCAAAGAUGGAAUAGGGGUACCUUUCAUGGGAAGUUUGGCAGAAUUUUUUGACAUCGCUUCCCAAAUUCAGAUGUUAUACCUACUUCUGAGUCUGUGCAUGGGUUGGACAAUAGUCCGAAUGAAGAAGUCACAGAGCAGACCUCUCCAAUGGGAUUCUACUCCUGCAUCCACGGGCAUUGCUGUGUUCAUUGUCAUAACCCAGAGCAUUUUGCUGCUUUGGGAACAGUUUGAAGAUACCGGUCAUCGCAGCUACCAUUCACAUCACAACUUAGCAGGGAUCUUUCUGAUCCUCCUAAGAAUUUGCCUGGCAUUGUCGUUAGGCUGUGGCCUCUACCAGAUCAUCACCGUGGAGAGGAGCACUCUAAAAAGGGAGUUCUACAUCACGUUUGCCAAAGGCUGUAUCUUGUGGUUUUUAUGCCAUCCAGUCCUUGCAUGCAUUUCUGUCAUUUUUAGUGACUACCAAAGAGAUAAGGUUAUCACAAUAGGUGUUAUCCUUUGCCAGUCUGUUUCCAUGGUUAUUCUCUACAGACUGUUUCUGUCCCACAGUCUAUACUGGGAAGUUUCUUCACUUUCCUCGGUAACACUACCACUAACCAUAUCAUCUGGACACAAAAGUCGGCCUCAUUUCUGAUACUUGAUUGUGUUCAAAGGAAAAGUGAAUUGGUUUAGCAGAGUGCAAUAAGGAUCCAAAUGCAGUGACUUUUUUUUUGUUUUCAUACAUUUGGUAUGAAAAAUAGAGCAGAAAAAGCAGAGCAUGUUAUUUAUAUGACUGCAUUUAAGCAGUAUCAAAAAUAAAGAUAAUAAAUGAAAUGUUUUGAAAUAAACAAUAAACUUUCAAGAAAGAUUCUUAUAAGGUGACUUAAGCAAUUUCCAUGUGGAAAUAAAGGUAAAAAGAGUUAUAUACUAUUUUGGUAAAAUAUUCACCACUUGUAAUGCCGCAUCGUAUGUAAGUAUAGCUAACUCAGUUUGGUAGUCUUAUAAAAAGUAAUCAGUUAAAUGAUUACUUGCUUAUAUAUAUCUAAACUUGGUUAGGAAAUCAGUAUACAUAAUACACUGAUUAAAAACUGCUUUUUUAUGUUUUAUGGAAAAUGCAUUUCAUAUUGGAGUUCAAAGGAAUUGCAAGUGAAAUCAGUUCAGGAAAUGAAUAUAAAAUGUUCACAGUUAAUGAGUAACCUUUUAUUUGUGGGUGGGGUUAUUCUCCAUUUUUUUUCUCUCAUUUUUGGCUCUAGUUGACGUUUUUGGCUUGAUUAGCAAAGGGUUUAUGACAGUUUAUGCAAAAUAAAACAGAUACAUUACUUGAGUUGUAAGAAUGAACGGUUUUAAAAUGUGAACACUUAGGGGAAGGGACAAGCAGGCUUACAUGUUUUAAAAAAAAGAAAAAGUACUAUAUGGUAUGAUACUAAAAUUUUAAUCCUUAUAUAAUUAAUUUCCUUUAUAUUGGCUCCCCAAUCAUAAUUAAGCCAUAUGCACAGAUUAAAUUAACAGAAGCAUUUCACAUAAAUGUUGGUUUCAGUCAUCAACUACCGAUGAAUUCCUGCCCAAGGAUACUUAAUCAGGAUUAAAUUUUCUAUGAAUAAUUGAAAAACAAAAUACUCACUGGAUUUGUUAUAAUCCGUGUUGGCACUGGAUUCUGAGUAGUUGCCAUCUUGAAUCCCUUGUAAUAAAGCCAUAUAUGGUGGUUUUGUUUUUUUUUUUCUGUGAUGCCCCUGUAUUGGAGUGUGCUAGCUAAAGAAUAGUUGAUCAAAUGCCUGUUUAAAAAUACUGAAUGGUUUCAAUACCUGUUGUAUAAAAUGAAUAUUCCCAUUAAUAGUCACUGAUUGUAAAUUAUUCAGUUUUUGUUUGCCAAGUUUGUUCAGGCCUUUCAAUUUUUACCUCUGGCUUACUUAAAAAAAAAAAAAAUUCUGUCUACUUCCAAAGAUAUUGCAUUUUGAAGCAAGAAAUGGUGCACUGAUGGGGUAGACUUUUUAAUUAAAUAUUUAAAACAGUGUAGCACAACUUAAAAAUAUUUAUGGCUUUGUCUUUGUGUUUUUCCUUGCACCUAGUCUCAUUUAAAUGAGUACUGUUCUGCUUCAUUUUACUGGCAAACAUAGUGUUUGUGACUAACAGAAGAGCAGUGACAGCGUCCAGCCUACUCAGUAAGUCAACUCUCCAUAACAGUUCUUUGUGAAUCAUUUGAUAAGUGAGCACUGCAGGUUGAGACUAGAAAGUUUGAGGUAUAUUUUAGGUUUACAUGAUCUCCUUAGUGGUCAUAAAGUUUUUCUUUUACCACAUCUCACUAAUAAUCCCAGUUAUUAUCGGUUGUGUUCGACUGAGGGGCAGUUAAUUAAGACGAGAAAAAGAGUAAAGGUUUUUCAUGUAUUUUGUGAAUUUGCACCAAUGGGAGGUGAAUAAUCUUUGUGUUGCCUUACACAAAGCGCAUAGUAACUCUGUAAUCAACAUAUCUAAGAUGUAUUUCUAUGCUAGGAUUUAUAAGUUUUAACAGAUUUUUUCUUUUUUAAGAUUUUAUUUAUUUUUAUUGUACUUCAGGUGAAGGCUUACAGAACAAAUAGUUUUUCA
Trichechus manatus latirostris (Florida manatee) is the source of this 3110-nucleotide messenger RNA. It is a transcript of the gene GPR180, whose product is annotated as G protein-coupled receptor 180. The transcript is spliced from 9 exons. The record is from RefSeq and is a predicted model, not a curated record. Lineage: Eukaryota; Metazoa; Chordata; Mammalia; Sirenia; Trichechidae. Bases 166 to 1185 code for a protein of 339 amino acids. Gene Ontology annotation, biological process: G protein-coupled receptor signaling pathway; response to pheromone.